GCUGUGCGGUGAAGUUGUCGGAGCUGCUGGUCUGGAUGUGUAGCUGUGUUUGGGGGGUUUAUCGGAGUCCAGCGCACGGGGACCGCACAGCGCGCGUGAGGCUGAGAGUGUGUGUUCACUGAGAUGAAGCGGUGAGGAUCGUGUUUCCACGUGGAGGAGAUUUCAGGAGCUCGAGGACCCCCGGCGGGCGAGCGUGUGUGUCUGCGUGUGUGUGAGGAUGCAGGUGUCGGUGCUGCUGUGUGUGAGUGUGUGUGUGGUGUGUGUGUGUGCGGAGGGGAAGUGGAGGAGCUGUAUGGAGGUGAGGGAGGCGUACGGCGCACUGGGCUUCAGCCUGAACACCGCUCCACAGCAGGAGAUCGCAGGUGAUCACCUGCGCGUCUGCGCUCAGGGCCAAACCUGCUGCAGCGCGGAGAUGGAGGAUAAGCUGGGGCAGCGCAGUAAAGUGGAGUUGGAGGGAAUGGUGGAGGAAACCAGCAGCACUCUGAGAUCCACCUUCGUCUCCAGACACAAGAAGUUCGACGAGUUCUUCCUGGAGCUGCUGGACAACUCGGAGAAGUCUCUGAACGACAUGUUCGUGCGGACCUACGGGAAGCUGUACACGCACAACUCUGAGAUCUUCGAGGACCUGUUCUCGGAGCUGAAGCGCUACUACACGGGCGGGAACGUUAACCUGGAGGAGAUGCUGAACGAUUUCUGGUCCCGCCUGCUGGAGAGGAUGUUCCAGCUGCUGAACUCUCAGUACACCUUCACCGACGACUACCUGGAGUGCAUCAGCAAGUACACAGACCAGCUGAAGCCGUUCGGGGACGUCCCGCGAAAGCUGAAGGCUCAGGUGACCCGCGCCUUCAUCGCCGCCAGGACCUUCGUCCAGGGCCUGAUGGUGGGACGGGAGGUGGCCAACAGGGUGGCGAAGGUUAACGUUUCUCCAGGCUGCAGCAAAGCUCUGACGAAGAUGCUGUACUGCCCGUACUGCGGCGGACUCCUGGGACUGCGGCCUUGUGGGAAUUACUGCCAGAACGUAAUGAAGGGCUGCCUCGCCAACCAGGCCGACCUGGACCCGGAGUGGAACCUCUUCAUCGACGCGAUGCUGCUGGUUGCCGAGCGACUGGAAGGCCCCUUUAACAUUGAGGCCGUUAUGGAACCCAUCGAUGUUAAGAUCUCUGAGGCCAUCAUGACGAUGCAGGACAACAGCAUGCAGGUUUCAGCUAAGGUGUUCCAGGGCUGCGGUCACCCCAAACCGGCCGGAAUAAGCCGCAGUGCCCGUGGGAUUUCAGACGUUUUCAACGCUCGCUUCAGGCCCUACAGCCCCGAGGAGAGGCCGACCACAGCGGCCGGAACCAGCCUGGACAGAUUGGUUAUUGAUAUCAAGGAAAAGCUGAAGAAGUCGAAGAAGUUUUGGUCGACUCUGCCGGACGCCAUCUGCACUAAAGAGAGAGCGAGCGAGGACGAGGAACAGUGCUGGAACAGUCACACUAAAGGAAGAUACUUCCCGGAGGUGGUGAAAGAUGGUUUGACCAACCAGCUGAACAACCCUGAAGUUGAAGUGGAUAUUACGAGGCCGGACACUUUCAUCAGGCAGCAGAUCAUGGCCCUGAGGGUGAUGACCAACAAGCUGCGCAAUGCCUACAAUGGAAACGACAUCUACUUCCAGGACUCCAGUGAUGAAGGCAGCGGGUCCGGCAGCGGCAGCGGCUGCACCGAAGGCUGCACCACCGAGUUCGACUUCGUCCCCACGGAGGCGCCGGUGGUGGAGGCGGACCGGAGCGACCCCCAGCCGGCCGCGGACACGGCCGGUCACCACGGCAACGCCCCGCCUCCGCCCUGGCUGGUGGCGGCGAUAGCGGGGGCGGGCCUGCUGGUGCUGAUGCAGUGGAGAUAAUGGGGCGCAUGGAGGGGCGUGGCCAAAAAACACAGCAGACUUUAUUAGGACACAGCGCAGCUCCUCCCACGCUGAUUAGCCCCGCCCGCCCUGGGGCAAAGGGGCGAGGCUUUCUACGGAUAAAACCCUGGGGAUUAAAACCUGAAGGAGAGAGAGAGAGAGAGAGAGAGAGAGAGCAUCCAAACCUCUGCAUCCCGCUUGUUCCAAAGAUGCAGCUUCAUCCUCCAAAAAACGACGGCUUUUCUCUCGUUAGCUGACGAAAAAACGAGGAAAAAACGUCCCUCUGCGGAGUCGGAGGGGUGGAGAAUGUCAGCAGCACGUUCCUCGAAAAAGCCCUUUCAACAAAAUACCUGAAAACAACAACAACAACGACAAAAGAGAUGAAGAAGAAUCUAUUUUUGUUUUUUAUACCGCGUGAGAUGAGAACCUUAACGAAAAAAUAAAAACAGUCUGAUGUUUCCUGUGUUUUCCGCCUCUUCCAGACCCGACGCCGGAGAUGAAAACCCACAGACGUGGAAGGGAAAGGCAAAAAAAGAUUAAAAAAGAGAGAAAAGUACAAAUCAAAUUCGCUUCUGUGCCACUGUGAAUGCAUGAAGUCAUACGGUUUGUGUAAAACUCACUGGAGCUUUUCUGUUCUUCUCCUUUUCUUUCCUUUAUUAUUGUUAUUAUUAUUUUUUAAUAUAACUGACAUUUUUGCGGGUUUCCUUUCCCACUAAUAUCCACAUCCACAGUCUAAAGGCAGAGAUUUUACCUAUCAGAUGUUCUGUUUUCUUAUAAAGGCAGAGGAUUUAUUUAUAUUUCUAAUAUAAUUCUAUAUUUUGGCUUUAGCGGAUUUUACCUGAGACAGAAGUCGAGCUCAAAUAUAAAGAGAUAAAAAGAGAAGAGUGGCGUUUUACUGCUCUCGUCAGAGCAGACGCUAAUUUAUUUCCUGCUCGUGCGUUUUAUUUCCUGUUUCUGAGACUGAAUUAAAUGUCAGUAUGAGAGAGUCACGGUCAGCUGAAGUGUGGACGGCCGAAGGAGAGAGCCAAUCACGCGAGAGGGUCACGCCAGGCCUUCUGGAACGUUCAGCACUUUUCCCCCGAGCUGCUCGAGUCUGCAGAAGUUUGUGCUUGCGCAUGUGGACGAAGUCACAGUGCAGCAAAAAGCAGAACAGCCCGCGACCUCGUCCGUAUCAGCAGCUUAAUCAGCCACGCGGGUCAAAGGUCGCGGCCGCGUCCACUCUCAGCAGGAAUGAACAGAAUAAUAUAUCACAAAAAAAUCACAUUCACAGUUUCUCCUCCCCCCACGGAGCUGAGCUGCUCCUGGGGUUCUGCUCUGGACGCUAAUGUCCCUAACAAGUGGAACAAAUGCUAGCAGGAGUGCGUUAGCAUAGCUAACAGCUUCUCAGACCGUGAGUUUAGUCCAUGUUUACGAACGGACAGACAGACGGACGGACAGACGGCCCUGAAGUCACACAUUCAUUAAACAUUCAUUAAACGCUAAAAAAAAAAAAACUAUGUUGAACAAUAAUAUAUAAAAUAAAAUAAUAAAUAGAGCAAAAUGCAAGAGCGACUCUAAACCCCAACACUCAUUAACUAUGCAAAUAACUAUGAAUAUGCAUGAUUAUGUAAAUUGUAGACACUCCACUGCUGCCCCGUUUCUAAACCCCACCCCUUUCCUCCCCUCUACCCAGAGUAGUAACAAAAAUAAGCUCGCGAUGUUAACCUUAAUAAUAAUAAUAAUAAUAAUAAUAAUAAUUAAGAUUUGACUUAAAAAGAUCCAGAAUUUCUUAAAACAAAAUCCAUAAAUCACAUUUAAAAGGAAAAUUCUUAAGAUUUUUCUUAAAACUACAUUAAUUCUUGAAAACACGUCUAAACUGAAAGUCUUAAGAUUCUCUUUAAUAAGAGGUUCCUGAGAGACGUGGGCGGCUCGUUCCACAAUCGUGGACACUAAAGAGUUAGAGAGCCUUCCUGCUAAGCUAACAUCGCCUCUACAGAGGCGCUAAAGAGGAUGUGAGUUCAAAAUAGCCAAAGCUAACAAACACAAACAGGUUCACUCGCUCAGCAACCAUGGAGCAGCUUAAGCUAACAGCUACACACAGACAGGUUCACUCGCUCAGAUACAGUCUGUGUUCUCUAAACGCGUGUCGGUGAAGUUGUGUGAGCUGAAUGAAUGAACCUGUGUGGAAGUGCGUAGCUAUAGAUCUUCUCGCUAAGCUAACACAAGUGGGGCAAGAGUAGCUUAAGCUAGCAGCUCCACACACGGAUUUGAGGCUUUAUUAGCUAAACCUGUGACAGUGAGCUGGACUGAACCGUCUGUGGUGAAACUGCAGCGUAGAGUUUUAAUUUUGGCCACUCUUUAACAAAAACAGCUACGUGCUAACACAGCUAACAACAAAUGGAAUCCACUAGCUGCCAAUUAGCAUGACACUUUUUUGCUCAAUGCUAAUUUGCAGCUGUUUAUUUCAUUGUGACAUUAGCGACAUUAGCGCUAACAGCUCGGCACUGUUGAUAAUUUGAUUGUGCCGUUCGCUCCAUGCUAACUGCUGAUGCUAACUUGCUCCAGGCUAACAUGUCCAGGCUGAUCGGCUGCGUUUGGUGAGAGGAAGACUGAAAAUGUGAUUUUAUCACUGAAUUAUCACUUUAAGAAGCUUCAGCUCAGCUUUUAAGGUGCUUCUGUCUUCAAGGCAGAUUUUUUUUGUAUGCAUCGCCUGAAUCUGACCGCGAUCAACUACACGAGCACAGUAUUUAACCCUCACUGCACGACUUUAGCCAGGUUUCAGCACCAGUUUCUGCUGAUUUGUUUUGUAGUCGUUCACAGCCUGAUUGCCAUCGUCGCUCUGUGUGAGUUAUUGAAUGUUUAAGCACUUUUAAAUGAUGCUGAAUGAAUCUGAGAAGGUCUGUUUUUAUCUGUAGUUAUGAAGUGGGAUGUUUUUCUGCUCAGUAUAUUCUGUACAACAUGAUUUUAGCCCAGAUUCACCACCUAGAAGAGUAAGAACCAGGAAGAAGCGCUAAAAGCUAAAUGCUAGCUUUGAUUUCCACCUUGAAAGAGCUCCCGUUUACCCCAUUUCCCAUUUCACACUGAGUUUAACUUUGCAUCCAAACUGUUUUCUCCUCCACUGAAAGAAAUAAUUCUCUAAAGUUUUAUUUAGUUUGUAAAGGUUAGUUUCAGAAAGUACAGAAAGUACCUGCUAACACACAACAGGAAACAGUUUAAGAGGGAAAUGUCAAUAUCAGAGCUAAUUAGCACAUCAGGCUGCGAUUUUUGGUCAUGGCAAUCAAGCUAACAUUAGCGUGGUGGCUAGUGUCAUCAAAAAGAUGAAUAUAUCGAUACAUAACGGUUGUGAAAAUUUGAAAUGAUUCCAAUACUGAUUUGCCACUGUAUCAAUACUCUCCAAAUCAUAUCACGAAUCAGAUAGAAUUAAAAGGUCAUGACUGAAUUUGGAACCCAAACCAGACCUGAUCCAGUUACUCUACUGAGACCCGACCUGACCAGCCCGACUGGUACUGAUAAAUCUAAAAACCUGAAGCUAACUCAUACCUGUAUCACUGAGGCCCAACCAGAUCCAACUGGUGCAGCUAAAUUUGAGACCCAACCUGGGCCCGACCCAUACCUGCGACUCUGAGACUUGUCCUUACAAGGCCUGACCGGUACUGCUAGACUUGAAACCCAAUCCUGACCCGUUCCUGCAACUUUGGGACGCAACAUGACCAGGCCCGAUUGGUACUGAUAAAUCUGAAACCUGAACCCGACCUAAAACCAACCCAUACCCAUGGGAUUUUGGGAUUGGUCUGAUUGGUACUGCUAAAUUUAAGACCCAAGCUGGACCCAACCCAAAGCCACGACUUUGAGACUGGAGCUUGACUGGUAGCGAUAAAUAUGGAGCCCAAAGCCAGCACGGUACUUUGAGACCUGACCUAUGUGGUAAUGCUAAACUUUAAACCCAAAAUUGACCUGAACCCGGCUGGUACACACGACUUGACAAGACCUGACCUGAACCGACCUGAAUCGACCAGGCCCAACUAGUACUGCUAAUUUUCAAACCUGAGCCCAACCUGUAUCACUCCUCGCCUAGUUUGAUGUUGUAUGUGAAAAGUUGGCCUGAACCUGGCCCAAAACCCGAUAGUUCCUCAGGCCCCUUUGGGCUCAGAUCAGGGAGCAGAACUCUGGGUCGGCUGUUGUUUCAGGUAACAGUAUAAGGCUGGCAGUUACUGGACGUCCCUUCUUUCCACAAUAUCAAAAAUAAAUACUUUUCAAUGUAUCGUAUCAAAGCUGGAGAGUAUCGAUACAGCACUAAUGUUGGCUAAGUAGUUGUUGUUUCCAGGCUAGUUUGAUUAGCUUUAACAACACAGUCCAGCUCAGCAGUGCAUUAUUUUCAAUGGAAACUCAACGCUAUGUCAACAAAUCUCUACUGUUCGUCAUUAGAAUUGAAUUUUACAGUAUAAAAGAAUUCAGAUUUGGCGUAAAAGUGCUGUAUCAGGAUCCCCAGUGUGUUAGGAUGGACUAGCUGGAAUACAGUGCGGAAUCUGGGAAAUCCCCCUUAUCUCAACCCCCACCAAUUCUCCCACCGAGAGUUAAAGACAGAUAAGAAUCUGGAAAGGAGAAAAUCAGGGCGGGCGAGAGAGUAUCAGAGACACAGAGAAAGAGAGAGAGGGAGUGAAAUAGUAAAGGCUCUUCAGAUGGAGAGCCAGGAGUAUUUUCAGUGGAGAGAAACAGACGCAGAUAAGACGAAGGAGAGAUAAAGAAGUCUGUUAAAAAUGUUGGAUAGCUGGAGCCACGUGGCUCUAAAAGGGCUCUUCACUGUUCUGAUCAUCUUCAAAACAGAGACGUCGCCACGCUCGUUCUGGCGUGAGAGGAUCGUCUGGUUAAAGAAAUCAAAUCUACAUCAUUUUCACACCCUUGAUUGAGCCGAGACGUUUCAUGUGAAGUUUGCUUCUUUAUUUUCAGCGCUGGAGCUACGAGGCUAGAUUUAGCAUUAGCAUUAGCCUAAAACUCCCUUCUUUUUAGUUUCGCACUGCUACAAAGCUACUGAAGCUAACAAGUAAUGGAAGCUAACAGUCAAUCAGCUAGCAUCAAACAAACUAAUUAGCUUUGCACAAAAUGGACAAACACACAAAACUCAGUGUUCCAGGUGGCUGCUACUGUGAUUAGCUAUGCUAAUGUCCAUGUUUAUAGGUACAGUGAAUCAUACAGUGUCAGAAACCACAUCAUCAAGACUAUUAGAGAUACUGAACAAACAAACCUCUUUAGUUUAGCACUACUAUGAGUAGCAGACAUAAUGGAAGCCAAAGGCCAUCCAGUUAGUUAGCCUUGUAAAAACUGGACAAAUGCUAAUGCACUUUGGUCCAUAGGUGUCACUACAUAUGCAAAUCUUUUUGAGAUUAUUUCACAUAAUUACUUCUUUAGUUGUGCCUAUAAAGCUAAUGUAGCUAAAAAGCAGUGGAAGCUAACAUUCAGACAAACUAAUUAGCAUUGCGUGAAAUGAACACAGUACGGCCUGAAAGAAGCUGUGUUUAGCUAUGCUAAUGUACUUUAGCCCAUGUUUAUGGAUAACAGUGCAUCAUACAGUGAAAAACACCACACAAUCAAGUCUAUAGACGAACAGCUAAUCGAUUAACAGCUAAUCGCUAAUUGCUAAGGUACUGGCUGAUUACUUGUUAGCUACAUUAGCCUCGUAGCUGCAGUGCUAUGACUGAAGAAGCAAGCUUGUCUCAGCUCAACUAGAUUUUUUUGUCAAGCUAUCGUUUUAAAUCUCGCCUCUGCUUUAUUCUCAUGUGUUUUCGACCGCUAGCUGACCGCGGUCACUCUGUCUGAAUGUAAUCACAUUUCAUUUUGAUUUAAGGCGCUCAUGGGUUACUGAAAUCAACAUAAACAGAGAUGAGAUUAUACAGAAAAUAAUUAUUGCUCUUGUAUGAAAAUCCUGCUUCUUUGUUUCUUUUUCUUGCGAUGAUUUUAUUUUUCACGUUGCACUUUGAACAUGAUUUCCAUUCAGAUUCUUUACGGCUGUUCGUGAAUCUAUCAGCGUUUACGUUUGAACACCAGUAGAAGCCAUGAGGGGAGUACGGCGGUGGACGGUUUGUGGCGGACGCUGCUUUCAGCUUGUAGGGGGCGCUAGCAGACAUGCCUUACGACGUUUCUUUAAGAAAAACAAACAAACGAACAAAAAAAUCUCAAUGGAUUGCAUAUCUGGAUUUUGUUACUCUCUCUUAUAUACAGACAGUAAUGAAAGAGUGAAAAUAAACAUUUUAUAUUAA
Molecule: messenger RNA, 8112 nt
Organism: Colossoma macropomum (tambaqui)
Lineage: Eukaryota; Metazoa; Chordata; Actinopteri; Characiformes; Serrasalmidae
Product: glypican-6-like
Exons: 9
Coding region: 218-1879 (553 amino acids)
Biological process (GO): cell migration; regulation of protein localization to membrane; regulation of signal transduction
Cellular component (GO): extracellular region; plasma membrane; synapse
Source: RefSeq, a predicted model, not a curated record